UCCACUUGGAGCUUCGGCCAAAACACUAAAAGCUUAGAGCCCCGCCUCUGUGCAGGCCGUCUCCACUGAGGUCUGAGAAUAGACCACAGGAUGACUGAGAUGUUUUCCACAAAGCAGAGUGGAAUUACAUGCAGCAGAGCCCUUACGCUCGCACCAUCACGUAAACAUCAUCCGAGCUGAUAACACGCUUUUAGUUUCCUCAAUCUUCCUGAAUUCUGCUUGUUUCUACAAGAAAUAUACGUCAAAGGAAUUUUUGAGGAAAACAUAAAGAAAUCAAAAAGAACAGAUGAGUUCAGAACUGCAACCGCUCAGCUGAUUGGUCAGCAGAGUCUGGUGGGUGUGGCAAACACUCAACUCCGCUAUAUAAAUAUGAAUGGCCCAGUGACAGCUACUUUGAGGUACAAUUUCCAGUCUGACUUGGUUUCAGUGACUGCAACCACAUGUACAACAAAUAGCUUCAGACAUGUUUUGUUUUUACUGGUUUUGACCAUUUUGUUCUUGUUUUCCAGAAUGUGAAGAAGUCCGGUCCAGAGUUGUGUUUGCAAACUCUUUUCCUGUGGAGUACAUUUAUAGGAUCUGCCUCACAAAGUGCAUAUUCUGAAGCAACAGACUGCUGUAUUUCUUGCAGCUGCUGGUCUGAUUGGGGUCAAUGGCUCAUUCAAAAGGCCUUGUGGAGAUUGCCGUCAGGCUGUGCUUGGACCAACGUAAACAGCUGUGCCCUCAUGUGUGGGUCCCCAUCCUGAAGCCCCUGCGUCCUUGCAUCCGCACUCCGGUUUCAGAGCUCUACCCUGUUGGCAUCUUGAGUCAGAAUGAUCUGGACCACCCUCUUCUAUCCAUCCUCGAUGACGUAGAUGAUGACAUUUUGACCCCGAUCAAGGAGAAGCGUGUGGUUUUUGCUGACUCACAGGGCUUUUCCCUGACAGAUGUACGACUCUUUUCUGACGAAGAAGAAGAGCAAUCUGACCUCGAUCUGCUGCCCACGCUGCAGGAUUUAGGAAGCAUGACAGGGGACGGCUACAGUUGCACUGUCAGCACCUCCUGCCCAGGGACAAGCCUCAAACUGGGCUUUGCACAGCCCUCUUUGGAUUUCCAGGCCUUCCGUUCUAAACUGGCAGAGAGCAUGGUGAUCCUGGAGUGCUGCACCAUUAGUGAACAGACCCUCCGCGGUACAGUGCGGGUCAGGAACAUCACGUUCCAGAAGGACGUGCGAAUGCGCAUCACCUUCAACUCUUGGCUGAGUUACAGAGAUGUCCCUUGCACAUACCUGCAGAAGCGCUUCGGAGGACCUCAGACAGACAUCUUUGAGUUCUCCACAGAUAUUCCAAAGGUGAUCGAUGCCAAGCGGAGAAUAGAAUUCUGUUUCAUCUACUUGCCAGUGGGUUACAGCGAGCCUUUUUGGGACAAUAACUAUGGAAAAAACUACAGCAUUUCGGUUUGCGUGAACUCACACCUCUGUUGUGGGAAGAGGAUGAAAGAGUAAACUAACCUUUAACCAUAGCAUUUUUUAGCAUACAUUUAUGAAUAAAAUUAAUUUACUGUUAGUUUUAUUUUAUUUGCAGUUUAUAUUACUUUGUUUAAAUUUAUUUUAAUACCCACUUUGCGUAUGUAAAUGUAUUUUUGCACCCACCUUUAUUUUGGAGUUGUGUUUAUUAUGGAUGUGUAAUAGCAAGAGUCUGGUGAUACGAUAUGUGUCACAAUACAAUUUGUAUCACAAUGUUUCCCAAGAUUGCACCAGAACAAUUUUUUUAAGAGCAUGACUUAGAAAAAACACUUUACCUGAAUAUUAAUGCGUCUGUCAUUGUAAUCUUAUCUUCGUAGCACCACAAUCUGCAUUUUUUUAAUGAUGCUGGCGGCAGCGUGGCUUUUAGUUCUGUACCCAUCCCAAGUAAGAAUUAGAGUAGUACAUAUCUCACAACAACAAAAACUGUGAGGGUGACUAAACAUUUAGGACAGAUUCUCACGAGAUCUUGUUGUUUUGGUCGUGGUGUAGACAAGUGGUCGGGAUUUAGGUGGAAAACAAAAGUAAAACGC
Molecule: messenger RNA, 2031 nt
Organism: Oryzias melastigma (Indian medaka)
Lineage: Eukaryota; Metazoa; Chordata; Actinopteri; Beloniformes; Adrianichthyidae
Gene: ppp1r3c2b
Exons: 1
Coding region: 650-1480 (276 amino acids)
Biological process (GO): regulation of glycogen biosynthetic process
Cellular component (GO): protein phosphatase type 1 complex
Molecular function (GO): protein phosphatase 1 binding; glycogen binding
Source: RefSeq, a predicted model, not a curated record